AUGCUAGCUGUGACGAGUGGGUCGUCCACCAAUCGGAGGGGCAGCGGUUCGAUCCCGCCUUCCCCCCGGCCCACAUGUCGAAGUGUCCUUGGUGACCUAUCAGAUUGUGGUUUGUCCUGGCCAGGCUCAGACAGUGACCUCCAUGUGAAGAAGGUCUCUGCCCCUCCUCACGUCCAUCGUCUUGUUCCUGUGGGUCAAACGCUGGCUGCUGCCCCUGAGGCCAAAGAUGACCAGCAGCCACCCAGGUCAGCCCAGACCCUCCACCUCCGGAACAAGUCUUUUGAGCCUGUGAGUCAAGGAGAUGAUACAGAGGAGGAGCACCAUACUUCCCAAUAUAAACUGGACCUGAAGACUGGAAUCGAUGGGAAUGAUUGGGAGAGCCUGAAGAGACAAACGUACCUGUGGAGGACGCACACUCAGCCUGUUAAUUCUGAGUGUGAGAGGCCUUCAUCUUCAGUGGACAAUGCAGACCAUGUACCAUACAGCCUCCACCCAAUCUCCAUACCAAGCUCACACUACCAGUCCAAGAACUCUUCAACCACAGGUCCUGCUAAAUGUAAAAAUAUGGACUAUAUAAAUGGGAUAUGGCAAAACUAUUGUCAGUCCCUGGCAUCUACAUCCAAGGACGGCCCUCAUACAAGUGAUGACUUGGGUGAGUGGGUUUUGAUUUCCAAUCUGCUUUCGCCAAAACCCUGGACAACACAUAAUUGUCUAUACCCUAGUGCAAAGUCAUACAUUAUUAUCAAUAUUUAUAUUAUUUAUAGCUCCUUUUGCUAGUGUGUCCAAAUCAGUUCUCCCAGCCCUAGUCAACAAACUGUCAAAAGUAACAAUUUGAAUGUUUUCCCCAGGCCAUAAAUGCAGAUACCAAAAGUGAUAUAGAGCUGCAUUGUAAAGGAACCAUUCAUCCCCCAAGCUCUCAGCAAAGCUCCCAGGCAUCAAGUACUGUUAAACUAACCAGGUCAUUUGCAAAUCUCCCACUUAUUAGACACACAAUUUUAAGCCUAAAUGCAGGAUUAAAUCACUCC
Messenger RNA from Siniperca chuatsi (mandarin fish), 1025 nucleotides. RefSeq lists its product as uncharacterized. Lineage: Eukaryota; Metazoa; Chordata; Actinopteri; Centrarchiformes; Sinipercidae. The transcript is spliced from 4 exons. The record is from RefSeq and is a predicted model, not a curated record. The coding region runs from base 1 to 777 and encodes 258 amino acids.